AUGAAUCCUCUCACACAAGUGGUAAGAGCAACUCGUCCAUUGUACCGUAAGCUGUCCACAACAGCAACACUAGCCUCGGCUCCAAAACCCAUCCCACCCACUGGAUUAUGUUUCGAGUUAAGUGAAGAGCAGAAAGCGUUGCAGGAUCUGGCUCGGAAGUUCACCAAAGAGGAGAUCAUACCAGUGGCUGCUCAAUACGACAAGAGCGGAGAAUACCCGUGGCCGAUCGUAAAGAAAGCAUGGGAAGUCGGCCUCAUGAAUGGCCACAUCCCCGAACAUUGUGGAGGUUUAGGUUUAGGUGUGUUCGACAGUUGUCUUGUGUGUGAAGAGUUGGCCUAUGGCUGUUCCGGUAUUAUGACGUCGAUUUAUAUCACCGAAGUUGGAGUGAGCAUUACUGAAUCGUUGAGACUUAUAUGGGGCAUUGGGAACUUCGGAGUUUUUGACGAGUGCAUUAUCGGUGAAGAAUUCUCCUUUGGGUGUACCGGGAUAAGCACUGCCGUUGGCGGGACGGGUGGUAUGGACGUUGGUGUAUUUGAUGGGUGUUUGGUCGCUGAAGAGUUGGCAUUCGGAUGUACUGGGAUCAUGACAGCAAUGGAAGCAAGCGGUCUGGGUCAAACCCCCGUCAUCAUAGCCGGUAACAAGGAACAACAGAAGAAAUACCUCGGCAGGCUGAUCGAUGAGCCUUUAGUGGCGGCGUACUGUGUAACUGAACCGGGUGCCGGUUCAGAUGUGGCUGGUGUCAAGACAAGGGCUGAGAAGAAAGGCGACGAAUGGAUCCUCAAUGGACAGAAGAUGUGGAUCACCAAUGGCGGUGUAGCCAACUGGUACUUCGUCUUGGCUCGUACGAAUCCUGAUCCGAAGUGUCCAGCCAGCAAGGCAUUCACUGGCUUCAUCGUGGAGAGAGAAUGGCCUGGAGUGGUUCCUGGACGCAAAGAGCAGAAUAUGGGUCAGCGUGCGUCCGACACUCGCGGUAUCACCUUUGAAGAUGUCCGUAUUCCUAAAGAAAAUGUCCUAAUUGGCGAGGGCGCUGGUUUCAAGAUAGCUAUGGGAGCCUUCGAUAAAACACGCCCACCGGUUGCCGCAGGUGCCACAGGUUUGGCCAGCCGAGCUUUACACGAGGCCACUAAAUACUCUUUGGAACGUAAGACAUUUGGUGUGCCAAUCGCUCAACAUCAAGCUGUUGCCUUUAUGCUGGCUGAUAUGGCCAUUGGUGUGGAAACAGCUAGAUUGGCCUGGCAGAAAUCUGCAUGGAUGGUAGACCAUGGCCAAAAGAACACGGUUCUGGCGUCAGUUGCUAAAUGUUUUGCGUCCGAAGUGGCGAACAAGUCGGCGGCCGAUGCAGUGCAAAUCUUUGGAGGAAACGGGUUCAACACAGAAUAUCCAGUAGAGAAACUUAUGCGCGACGCUAAAAUAUAUCAGAUCUAUGAAGGAACCUCCCAAAUACAAAGACUCAUCAUCUCAAGGGAGAUUCUUACAGCAGCUAAACAGAGCAACGCAUAA
Danaus chrysippus (African queen) is the source of this 1500-nucleotide messenger RNA. Lineage: Eukaryota; Metazoa; Arthropoda; Insecta; Lepidoptera; Nymphalidae. The record is from the annotation of a GenBank genome assembly.